Sorghum bicolor (sorghum) is the source of this 1135-nucleotide messenger RNA. RefSeq lists its product as uncharacterized. The coding region runs from base 54 to 683 and encodes 209 amino acids. NCBI's taxonomy places the organism in Eukaryota, Viridiplantae, Streptophyta, Magnoliopsida, Poales, Poaceae. The record is from RefSeq and is a predicted model, not a curated record. The transcript is spliced from 3 exons.
GCAGAAUUGCCUGUUCGCCGGCUUGUCGUUUCUUUCCCCUCCCGCAAACCAAAAUGUUGGCGGCUCGCCGCCGGCUGUCCGCCGCCUCCACCUCUCCACUCCUCCGCCGCCGCCGCCUUUCCGCCCAGACCCAGCCCACGGCAUCGCCGGCGCAGCCCCCGCCGGAGGUGACCGAUUCGGGGCCCGGAGCGUGGGCCGGCCGCGCGGUGGCGCUCUCGCUGCUGGGCCUGACGGGCGCCGUCGCAGCCAGCGCUGUCAGCGACCUCUCCGUCUUCCUCUCAUGCUCCAGCCAGGCAAUAGAGAAGGCCACCCAGAACCAGCAGAUUGUCAAUGCCAUUGGUAAGCCGAUUGUGCGGGGACCCUGGUACAGUGCUUCCAUUGCCGUGAAUCACGUGAAGCAUUCUGUCUCCUGCACUUUCCCGGUGUCGGGGCCCCAAGGAAACGGUCUUCUUAAGCUCAAGGCUAUGCGCUUGGGAGAUGAAUCUUGGUAUUCGUUUCUGCAGCCCGCGGACUGGGAGAUACUGAUAAUGGAUGCCAUCCUUGAUAUUCAUACUGAAGAUGGUAAACACCGAACAAUGAGGGUAACCAUUCCAGACAACACACCUGCUCUGCCACCAGCAGACUGCACUGCGUGCAAGGCUCAUGCAGCUCCACCACCGCCUCAACCUCCUACGGAGAAGUGAAUCCAUUGAGAGAUGCUUUUCCAUCUGAACAUGGUUACUAUGGAGUGAUUUAUUCUUUCCACAAUCUCCGACGAAACCUUGUGGGAAUAAAUGUUUUAUAUUUUUUUGGCCAAGAGGACCACAGGUCGAUCUUAGGAAAUAGUAAGAAUUGUUUUCUGAUAUUGGACAUCCCUAUGGGUUAUAGAAUAGGUUAGAUGAAUCUGUCAUCUGGCCGGCCAUACUAUGAAGGUCGGGCCGAUCAGAGAUUAGCUCCAGGACUUGCUUAGCGUACAAUACUUGCAGAAAUCUGUUGGGUUGAUGUUACACGACUGUAUGAGAAAGCCUAGUUGGCCCGUUUUUGAGUUCUCGUAUGUCAUUUUUUUUUGUUUGAGCAGUGCUUUUUACUGGAGAAUAAUGCCUGCAGAACCAAACAAGUACUAUCAGAUAAAGUAUGAGAUUUCUAUUCUGAGUUC